Ixodes scapularis (black-legged tick) is the source of this 2008-nucleotide messenger RNA. RefSeq lists its product as uncharacterized. Bases 612 to 1919 code for a protein of 435 amino acids. Lineage: Eukaryota; Metazoa; Arthropoda; Arachnida; Ixodida; Ixodidae. The transcript is spliced from 9 exons. The record is from RefSeq and is a predicted model, not a curated record.
UACCAUAAUCUCGGCGCAAAGUGUCGUAUUAUUAAACUUAAAUACUCGUUGAAGAAUUCAUUCAUAACCCGCAUUGUUAAUCGGAUGCAGUUGCAGUCACAUCAUCGAUUCAUUUGACUUUACCUCGAAAGCGUGCAACUUGUUUAUGUCGCGUUUUUUUUUUUUUAAUACCUUUUAACUGGUGCUUUUGGUUACGUCUUAAUGUUACGAAUAUCGCGCUCAAUUGAAGCGUGCGCUUGUAAUUGCACUUUAUCGAUUGCCCCUCAAGACGUUGGCAGCGGCGCUAAAAAUAAAUAGAAAUCGAGAGCAACACACAGCGGCGGCCCGUAGCUAUUUGGAGAAUCAAUUGAGCGCCGGUACAUUCGUGUACAGUCCUUGCGGUUAAGCGAAAAAAUUAAAUUCCGCCAAUGCCACGUUGAUCGCGCAUCGCUUCGGACCACGAGCAAGCGACCAAAGUUAGCAGACGAGAACGAUUUGUGCAGACGACAGUUUGCGCGCGCGCGGCAUUAUACUUUCGGUUUUGUUUCAUAGGGUGUCGUCGACGAAUCUACGAUUAUCGAUGGCGUGAGCAGAAAAAAAAAUUGCGCGCGCGUUGUGUGUUUAGGUCUUGGAUGGGCUGUGCCGCCGCGAAGAGAGAUUUUUCCUGGACAAACAAAUCGAAUGAUAAACCAACAAACCUGAACAUCGGAGACGCCGUGAGGCCCUGCCAUGAUCUCACCAAACGGAGGUUGAUUUUCGUCUUCGGAGGCCCAGGCUCCAGGAAAGGCCAGAUCGUCAACGAUCUGGCACACUGUUUCGGUUUUGAGACCGUCAGCGCGGAGAAACUGAUCCUGGCUCAUUUCACCAAACAACUAGAAGCUGAUCCGCAGAACUGCUCAGAGAUCUACACCACACGAAGCGUGGAACUUCUCCUAAAGAGCGAGCCCAAGCUGCUCACGCUAUGGCUCCUGCUGGAGCUGGUGGAGAGAGAGCUCGAGCUUCAGCACGAGAUGAAGCCAGACGUGGCGUUUUUUGUGGACCCCAUGCCCAAUCUUCGCUACAUGGUGCCUGCCAAGCGAGAGCUGGAAGACUGCAGGGAAGAGCUUGAGCGCUUUGAGCUACAGUGGCCUUGUUUGUUUGCGCUCGACCUGGACGUUGCUGAAACCAGCCUGAAGGCGGCCACGGGAAAAGAAACCAGACGAGCUCUCGGAGAUGAGAAGGACUUCGCCAAGACAAAGAAACGCCUGCAAGACUACAAGGACAGUGUGAAGGGCUUCCUGAAGUAUUUCCAGGAGGAUCAGCGCCUUGUGAAGGUACACGUCGACCAGAAUCCUGGCCCGGUGUCGCCACAGCUAGUGCAGCUCUUCACGGCUCUCGGCUUCCUGCCUCGCUGCGCGCUUGACCCCAGCUUUGUCUUCCUUCCCGUUGUGCCCGCGACCAAGAACAAGCGGCGGUGCAGCCGGUCAAGCACCAGCGAGAAUGAGAUGGUACCUCACGAGUGGUUUCAAGAGGAGAAGCCUGACAAGCCUGGGGACACUCCACAGAGCCGGGGCUGCGCUUGCCUGGACAGCAUCCGGGCACCUAGUCAGGGCAAUCAGGGGGAUUCGCCGAGCAAAGUUCUGCAGUUGUCCCUCCGCCCGAGUCGCCCGUUCUUUGCCGUCUGCUGGCAAGGACCGCAGACUCCAACUGUGGCUUCAGCAGACUCGAGCGGUUUGCCAGACUCCGAGCAGAACCAGAUGUCCUCAGCCGAUAAGGAGGACCGCCGAGUGCUCUUCAAGGGAGACGAGCAGCUGGGCUGGACGCAGCCCCUGCAGGCGGUGCGGACCACCUGGGGAGAGGUGUGCCUGUUCCCCGGUGGCACCGACUGGGCCACCUGCCGCCGGGUGGCCAUGCAGUGUGCUCGCCACCUCCGAUGGCAGUGCACCCUGCGGCCACCCUGACGCUCCCACGGGCGCCGGCUCACGAAGCAGUUCGCAAUAAAGGAGACGAUUAGCGUUUGCGGGGAUUCGAACGCCGUACCGAGUGAAGA